CUCUAGCCUUUGUUCUCUUUACUAUAAUGCUUAUAUGAUAUGAAUGACAAUAUUGGUGAAGAACAGCAGCUACAAAAUACUUCUUUUAUUUGUAUUUUAAUAUGCUGAAGAUAUUAAAGACUUUCUUUUUUUUGUUUAUUCAAUUCAACUGCUUUUCCUUGAUUUUAUAAGACAUCGAUUCGCUUAUAAUCAAGCUUUCCAUAAGCGAAUAUGGGAGAUCGUAAAAAACAACAGAAAGAAAACAUAAGAACUCUUGAAACGGCCGUCGUGAAGCGAUUAUUGAAUUUUUCGUAUUAAGAAGAGCGAAUAAAGGAUAGAACAGAGACCUAUACAGUCUGAAAUCGAAUUCGCAACUUCAGUACUCCUUCCAGCUCUGUAUUCCUUUUCCUUCACAGUCUUCUAAACAGAACAAACUCUCUGAAAACAGCAUUGUUUUCUUUUGUCUAUGAUGAUUCGGCCUUACUGGCCUUUGUAUUUUUUACUUUUCUCGAUUUUUCUUCCUUGCUACCUUGCAGUCUUGAGAGAUGAAGCUGGUGUCUAUGACUAUCAUAUUCCACUUUUAGGCCGUUUAAAGGAUAUAAAACUCGAUAAAGAAAGUGAUUCUUUUCUUGUAUUAAGUGAGCGUGGACUAUUAUCACGUAUCGAUGCUACCAAUGGUGAUAUUGUCUGGCGCCAAGCCGUCGAUGAACAAACAGAAUUGAUUUUCCGCGAGUCAAAACCCCGUUACACCCUUACGUUAGGAAGUGAUCACUUGAAUGUAUGGAAUACCAACAACGGAGUGCUGGAAACGAAGUUGGACAUUUCCGCUGCUAAAGGUGGUAGUCUAUAUGAAACGAAUGAAGGUUAUGUUUAUUUCGAUCCUGAAUCCAAUAGCCUCGAAAAGAUUUCACUUCAAGAAGAUAAUGCUACGAUAAGUCUGGUUUCCUUUGACUUUCCUGUUGCAGCAAUGCUCACAGAUUCCGAAAAAAACUAUGCCUUGAAAAGAGACCAGUCUAGUUAUAAACUGAUCCAACUUAACGAUCAUUGGAAGUCUGUAGAAGAGAAGAUCGUUCCUAUUUCUGCUAAUUCGGAAGUUUUAGAUGCAAAAAAUGACCUCAUUUUGUUUAGGUAUCAGGAUGCCGUACAUGCGAUUCGUCUGUCCCAUCCUGAGAGGUCUCACUUAUUAUUCACGGAGUCUUCUUUAGUAAAUUGGAAACAGAUUUCCCAAGACGUUCCCGGAUACUCAUUUACCGUCUGUUCCGAUUCUUCUCUUGUUACAUGUGUCUUCACAUUUCAGGGAGAGGAAUUUGCUUUGGUUGAUGAAUUUAUUCACGAAACCUCAAUCUCCGUUGCUCAUGGUUUUCAUGUUGAUGAAGGCCGUUUUCUACGUACUACAGCCACUCCUCAAACAAUAGACUUUGACUCUCAAGAAAUCCUUGAAAUUCAAAAUUCGUUUUCUCGUUCUUUACACUUAUUUAAGUUGCUUCAAUCUCAAGAUAACAUCUACCUUAUCGUUGUAUUAGAAGAUGGGACAAUCUUUUGUUAUUCUAACAACAUUCUUUUAUGGAAACGUGAAGAAGCACUAGCGUAUGCUGCGGAUGCUAUAUCCUUACCUGUCAUUGCUGAAUCUUUGGAAUCUACUCCGGUCGCUGACCAAAAAAAGGAGAAUGUAAUACCCUUUUUGCACUACUUGAAGAAUUUUAAGCAACUCUUUAAUAUUAAACAGUUGCUUCCUCGACAUCAUUCUCUGGACGAUGCCUUUAUGACAAGCUUUUUGUUACCCACGUAUACCGGGAGUUUGUACUGUCUUUCUUCUGAUGUAAGCAGGAAAGACCGCGUUGUAUGGAAGAAGGAUUUCUCAAGAGAAGCUAAAGAUGUAAAAUCUUGGUUGCUGAAGUCUGCAUCCAAUCAUCAAGAGGCCUCUCUGAUAGCACUUGUGUACAUUUUUGAUGAUGGCUAUACUUUUAGAAUCCUGAGGUCAAAUGAUGCCUCGGUGAUAUACGAGAAAACCGAGACUCAAACCCCAGAUGACUUCUAUUUCCUCGAUAAUUCAAAGGACCACUAUGAGAACGUAAUAUUCGCUCUUCAUAAAGACACUGUUUCUCCUCUAGGGGACGAAAUUGCGUUUGGUCAAUUCCUUCAAAAGAAUCCUUCUGCUAUUUUUAGUAGACUUAGAGAUAAUACUCUACAAGGAUUCCGUAUCCUUGAAGAUUAUAAAAUUAUUAUAGAAUGGGAAUUGUCUUUUAAGAACGAUGAAAGGUUGCUUGACACAAUUCAACGAAAUUCACAUGAAACUCUUGCUUCGAUCGGCCGUGUUAUGGCCGAUCGAAACGUUAUGUAUAAGUAUUUGAACCCGAAUUUAAUGGCAAUCUUGACGAGUAAACAGGAUAUGUUAAUCGUCUACAUCAUUGAUACAGUCACUGGAGCUAUCCUUCAUCGGAACAGUCAUUCCGAAGUAUACGAUUUUGAGAAUAUAAGUGCAGUGCUUUCCGAAAACUGGCUUGUAUAUUCCUAUUGGAAUGCAGUUCCUUCAAUUUCUACCAAGAUUGUGUCGGUGGAAUUGUUUGAGGGAGAUAAACCGAACGUGAAGCAUAACAUCGACGUCGUGGAGAAUGGGAAUAAUAACUAUAUUCCAGCCGCUUUCACCAAAUCCUUUAACAUCGAUCGUUUGAUAAAUGCAAUGGCGGUGACGACAACAAAUCAAGGUAUAACAUCAAGAGACAUAUUGGUCUCUUUAUCUUCAAAUCAGUUGGGGAUGAUUCCUCAAAGUAUUCUGUCUCCAUUGAGACCAGUUCAAAAGCAGAACGAAAAGCCACAGCCGUCUUCUUUCGUACCAUAUGAACCAGUAAUGACAAUUUUUGACGAUCGUAUUCUUUCGUAUGACCAACGAUUAUAUGGUAUCAAAAAAAUGAUUUCUGAACCUUCUACAUUCGAAAGCACUACCCUUGUUUUAGCUUUUGGUUUAGAUGUUUUUUUCACGAGAACAGCACCGAGUAUGCCAUUUGAUAUGCUCAGUUCUUAUUUCGAUAAGAAGCAAUUGGUACUAACCACCCUCGGAAUAUUGUUUACCGUUUUGAUAACCAGACCUAUGGUCAAGAGAAAGCAACUUAAUGCGAAAUGGUAUACUUAAAACAUAAAUGAAAUCAAUAAAAGGUAGUACUAAACAUAACACAAAUCUAGGCUGUAGGGAGUUUUAUAUUAAUGUAUAAAAUCUAAUGAUAGACUUGUGUGACCUUAAAUUACUAAUAUCUUUAAACCAAAAUAAUGUUAUUGAACUACCUAAAUCCAG
Schizosaccharomyces octosporus yFS286 is the source of this 3268-nucleotide messenger RNA. RefSeq names its product ER membrane protein complex subunit 1. Gene Ontology annotation, biological process: protein folding in endoplasmic reticulum. Gene Ontology annotation, cellular component: EMC complex. Bases 446 to 3109 code for a protein of 887 amino acids. The record is from RefSeq and is a predicted model, not a curated record. NCBI's taxonomy places the organism in Eukaryota, Fungi, Ascomycota, Schizosaccharomycetes, Schizosaccharomycetales, Schizosaccharomycetaceae. The transcript has a single exon.